This is a messenger RNA of Oppia nitens, 1183 nucleotides long. Its product is annotated as innexin inx2-like. The coding region runs from base 57 to 1154 and encodes 365 amino acids. Gene Ontology annotation, cellular component: plasma membrane; gap junction. The record is from RefSeq and is a predicted model, not a curated record. The transcript has 2 exons. Gene Ontology annotation, biological process: phototransduction. Lineage: Eukaryota; Metazoa; Arthropoda; Arachnida; Sarcoptiformes; Oppiidae. Gene Ontology annotation, molecular function: gap junction channel activity.
UCAGUGAAAAAAAAUUGUGUCAUUUUAUUGUUUAGUGAUUUUUUUAUUGAAAAAAUAUGUUUACUUUAUUUUCUGGUCUCUCGACUUAUCUCACUCACCGACAGUCAACUGUCAUCGACAACAAUAUCUUUAAACUUCAUUACAUCUAUACAUUUGUUAUACUAGUGGCCUGUAGUAUAGUAGUCACCGCCUUUCAACAUUUUGGUAAUCCCAUAUACUGUCACUCAGAGGGAUCAAAGAUAGAAACAAAAUUAUUGAACGGGUAUUGCUGGACAAGGAGUACGUUUAGUGUGGUGAGCGCCUGGAAUAAAAAAAUAGGGACAGCCGAGGAGGGAGGACUAAUACCUUAUCCAGGCAUUGAUAACUCGCGAAAAUCUAAAAAUGAAAAACUUGUCUACCAUUCCUACUAUCAAUGGGUGGGAUUUGUUUUGUUCAUACAGGCCGUCAUGUUCUACAUUCCCAGAUAUAUAUGGAAGACAUAUGAAGACAAUCACAUCAAAAAUAUAAUUUUAGGUUUAGAUCAACCCAUUUGUCCCGAAGACGUCAAAAAGUCUAACCGAGCUAUACUUGUCCGAUAUCUGGCCGAUAGUCUCAAUAAUAAUAAUCUAUUAUUUCGGACGUAUGUCUUAACCGAAUGUCUAAAUUUAAUUAACGUUUGCAUUCAAAUGAAACUGAUGGACAACUUUCUGAGCGGUCAGUUUAGCACUUAUGGAUGGAAAGCGUUAACAUUAUCCAAUUGGGACGGAGAGAUCAGAGACGAUCCUAUGAUACGGGUAUUCCCGAGAAUUACUAAAUGUAUAUUUUAUUUGUUUGGUUCGUCCGGUGAUGUCGAGAAAAAGGACGCUCUCUGUCUUUUACCCAUUAAUAUAGUCAACGAAAAGAUUUACAUAUUUUUGUGGUUCUGGUUCUACCUGUUGUUCAUUAUCACUGUCAUAGGACUUACCUAUAGAACUGUCCUAAUAUGUGUUCCCCGGUCUCGCUAUCUCUCAUUAAAGACCCGGUGCCUCACAAAUCAUGACUCACUGUAUGCACUGUGCAAACGGCUAUCAAUUGGCGAUUGGUUUGUAUUGACGAUGUUAUCCAAAAACUUGGAUCGCAUUAACUUCAGAGAUGUUGUCGUCGAACUGUCCGAUAAUUUGUAUCAAAAAGCUUAAACUUUUUUUUUAGAAAAAAAAUAUUUUAA